ACCGUCGGGCGCGCGGGCGGUCCGCUGUUCCACGGAAGCCGUCGUCGCCGGCCGGCGCGACCGCUAUUACGAUACAAUAUCAUACAUGUAGACGACGCGUUACGCGACCGCGCCGCAGAUCACCGGUGACCGGCGGACGGACGAUCGCGUGCGUCGUGUAUGAGAGUUUCUCUCGAGUACGCGUUUCGCGAUCGCAUGUGUCAGUGAUAUUUGUGUUUGAGUGUGUGUGUCUGCCGCCGCGAAUUUGACGAGUGAACGUGCCGCGUCGUAAGUUCGUGCGCGCCAAAGUUUCACCCGACGCCCUUUGUGAUAAAUUUAACCGUUUUGAUUUUUAGUUUUAUUUCUAUCCCUCCCCCCAAUUCGAAGUGAUUUAUUUAUCCGUCUUCCCAGUACUCGCGUAACGCCGUCGAAUUUUCAAUAUAUUAUAUAUAGAUAUACCUAGACACAGGGACAUAUACCUAUAUGCUAGCGCGUUAACCGUCGUCCUCUAUGCGGAUAAUAUUCGUCUACUCUCACGUUGUCGCCGGAUAAUGAAAACCUCGCUCUGUCUGUCGUUAGUGGAGUGGAGAAUUUUGAAGAUUAGUUAAGCAUGCCAUCCUAAUGGUGAUCAAAGUAAUGGCUGGUAAAUGAAAGUGCGAAGGGGUGCACAUGGGUUGCGCAUCUAGUAGCAAAGACGUUUUCAAAUAUCGUCAUAACGCGAUUGAAAAAAAUAAUACUGUUACAUUGGACCGUCUUUUACACGAUCAAACAGCCAAUACUGAAUCAUGGAAUGCAGAACAUACAGUGAGAAAUAACGGAAUAGUAAAUAGGAGUAGACUACUAAAUAUCCUGCCAGAAAUGUGGGACAAUUGUUGUAGAAGGAGUGGAUCUACGUCCGACUUGUCAAGGGACACAGUAGAUGCAUAUUCACCAAUAAACCGAAGUGAUUCUCCACUAGCGCAAACACCUGACAAUUUUAACAACUUCAUGUUUGGUUGCUCAAAAUAUAUUCAAGACCUACGUUCAAAUACUUCGUUAAAAAAGAUACUGUUAGUAACAUCUAAAGAUGAUUCAGUAUGGCAAUCUAUAACAACAACAGCCAGAAAUCUUGAAUGGACUGUAAACCGUGUUACUAGUACGGAAGAAGCGUUGGAGUGUUUUCACAAGGGUAACGGAGUACCAACAGUAGCGUUUGUUGAUUGCAGAUUUCAAAAUGACAAGACUGUAGACGCACAUCAAAUAGCAAGGUCGUUACGUUCGAUUAGAAAGAAUGCUCACGUUGUACUUGUCGCUUUAGUAAGGAAAAGCCUUGUGUUGAAAAACGAAAAAGACGUUACGUCCAUUUUAACCAGUGGAUUUAAUAAGAUAAUUGUAGAAACAUGCAACAAAAACGUAUGGAUCAAAGAGUUGCAACAGCUGGAAAAAGAAGAUGUUGCGAUGCGUUCAAUGUUAGCACAACAAGACGCAGUUUUAGCUGCACUGGACAAGACCAAAGACCUCGUUAUCAUUACUGACCUCAAACACAACAUUCAAUACAUGAAUAAGUCGGGCUCAGUGAUUUUGGGAUAUGGUGCCGAAGACGUGAUAAACAAACCACUGGCUGUAUUCCAUCAGCUGUGUGAUAUCGACCAAAUUACCAAAAAGCUAGAGAAAAACAUCGAAUGGGAUGGUAAAGUAUCGUGGAAGUGCAAAAGCGGUGAACACGUGUACCUUCAUUGCCGAGCUUCUCCGUUUCGAUCGUUUGGGAAAGAAACAACGAAUUAUAUAUACAUACAAGAAAGUAUUGUAGAUGUACAUGGUUUUCCUAGAGGGAGUGUUCCAUCCAUUCGUAAAGGAUCAUAUGACCUCAAAUCUAUUAACAGCGAUGAUUUUUCUAUAAUAGGCGCACAAUCCGCUCGAAGACAAAGUUUGGCAAAAUUACAUAACUUGCCACUUGAAGCACCAAUCACAAAAGUAAUUUCAUUGAUAUGUACAGCUCAAGAAAACUCGAACGACCAAGUUGUACAAAUUUUGGAUAAAGUUGUUGAUAUAUUGCGUGUUACUGAACUAUAUUCGUCACAUUUAAAAACCGAAAAUAUCAAAUACGAUGAUCCCGUUACGUCAGAUCUUAUCGGAGCUCUUAUUACGCAAGGGCCUGUACACGUGACAUCCACUAGAAGAAGCUCUAAUGAUUCAGCUACUGUUAAAAGUCAGCCUUACGGUUUGGGCGUUGCUAAAAUGAAUUUUAUGACAAGUGUAACUCCCCAAAUCAAAGAACUCUUAGACAUGUCUCUAUAUUGGGAUUUCAAUGUGUUUAAGCUCGAAGAACUUACUAUGAAAAGGCCUUUGGUACAUCUAGGAAUGAAUCUACUGACACACUUUGAAGUACACAAAACAUUAGGUUGUGACGAACGAACAUUGCAUGCUUGGUUAACUGUGAUUGAAGGUCAUUAUCACGCUAAAAAUACUUAUCACAACUCUACACAUGCUGCCGAUGUUCUCCAAGCAACCGCCAUGUUUUUAGAAAAAGAUCGCAUAAAAAGGCUUUUAGAUCAAUUGGAUGAAGCUUGUUGUCUGAUUGCAGCGAUCACACAUGACAUCGAUCAUCCCGGAAAAUCGAGCGCGUUCCUGUGUAAUUCUAAAAACGAUUUGGCCAUCCUGUACAACGACAUAAGCGUUUUGGAAUCUCACCACGCCGCUUUAACGUUUAAACUCACUACCAAGGAUGAACGAUUAAACAUUUUUAAAGGUCUGGAAAAAGACACUUACAAAGUGGUAAGACAGAACAUUAUCGACAUGAUAUUGGCCACCGAAAUGACGAAGCAUUUCGAACAUUUAGCCAAAUUCGUGAGCGUCUGUAACAAACCUUCAACACUCGACGAAGCGCCCGUUGACGGAUUAACUCCUAGCGAAGUAAGUCCUGAGACUAUAAUGCCUACUAGUGCCGAGGAAGUAAAUCUGGUGAAGAGAAUGUUAAUCAAAUGUGCAGACGUGUCCAAUCCGACUAGACCAUUAAAAAUGUGCGUGGAAUGGGCUAAACGGAUUGCCGAAGAAUACUUUAAUCAAACUGACGAAGAGAAACUCAAUCAUUUGCCAGUGGUGAUGCCAAUGUUUGACCGAGCAUCAUGUUCCAUACCAAAAUCGCAAAUCGGCUUUAUGGACUACAUCAUAAACGAUAUGUUUGAGACGUGGGACUCAUUCAUAGACAUGCCGGAGAUGUUGUACUACAUGAGGAGCAAUUAUCAAUACUGGAAAGAUCUGGAAGAAAAAGGAACGAUCAGCUUUAACGACAUUUGUAAAAUGAUGACCACUACUUUGCCAAAGAUACCUGAGUCCAGUGGCAACCACUGAUAACAAUUGUGAUUAAUGUUCUACAAAGUAUAGUGUCCGCCGUUAAAAUGGACAUAACGGUGGCAGAUAAUAAUAUUUUAAAAUUUGUUGUCCUGUAACUAUCUGAUACCAAAUUUAUCCAACUAUUCCAUCGAUGUUACAUCACGGAAAUAUUUAUUUUUCGUUUCUACAGAACAUUUGAGAAAAACUAAUUAACCGACACAAUAUUUAUUCUUAUGUAUAUAAUAUACUUCUAUUUAACUAGUGUAUGCUAUUUUUAACUUGUAUAUACUAUUACCUUCAAAUUGAACAGGUGUUUUUUUUAUUAUUAUUAUGAUUAUUGUUUUAUCAUCUUUGAUAAAUUAUGUAAGUUAUAUACUUAUACGCUAUUUUCUGCGUUUUAUUAUAAAAUAUCUUCGAUUUACAUAAAAUCGACUUUAAAUACUAUUUGAUGUUAAUAUAUAAUAUUAUAUGUUAAAAUUUUUUUUAGCAUAUAGAUUUUUCGCCAAUACUAAGGUACCUAAAAUAUUAUCACGGUAAAUUAUUUUUGUUACCAUUAAGAUUAACUAAAGACUAUUAAUAUUACACUUUAUAUUACUUAUUAUAUUGUAUUGUAAAAAUAUAUAUUAAAAAAAAAUUUCAUUUUAUUUGCAAACAUUUUGGGUGCUUCCUAAUCUUAUGUUAUAUGUAAUAUGUGUUAAUCGACAACAAAUUUAGAUAUUGUCUAUACAUAGCUGAGCGUUUAUAAAUUGAAAUUUAGUUAUUCGUGUGUAUUAUAUAUUGCGUAUUUAAACACCUUAAUCUCCCAAAUUUUACAUUAUAUAAUAUAGAAUAAGUAUUAUGAAUCAUUAUAUUGAGUUCUUUUCUCAUGAUGUGUAGCAGUUAGCUUCAAUUUCAUAGUAUAUCGUAAUGCUGAGUACAAAAAAAGAUUUAAACUAUAUAAUGUUACCUUCUAUUACUAUUUUGUUGAAUACGCGAGCGCUCUUCUAAUCCAUAAUUUAAAAACAAGAAUUAGCUCGUUAACCAUAUCUAUUUUUACAUUUCAACAAUAUACUUAUUUUUUUUAAAUUUUAAAUUAGUUAUAUUUAACUAUAUACCUUAUAAUAUACUUAAAAUGUUACAAUAUAUUUAUUUACUAUUACAUUACAUUUAUUUAAGUACUAUUAUAAUAUUAUAAAAACUAUAUGAAGUAUUUAAAUGUAUUAUUGUAUAGCUUUUGUACAUAUAGUUAUAAAAGCGAACCCAAAAUGUAAGUAUUAAAAUUAAAACAAUAAAAAAUAUAUUCUUAAUGUUAUCUUAUAUCGUGUCAAUAUUGGUGUAAUUGUUCAUUAAAACACAUGAUCAAAGUCAGUUACCACAUACUUAUAGUCUAUAAUGCACGUGAAAUAUUAUAUUAUAAUUUAUAACAUGGUAUUUAAGGACUGGAUGUACACUUAAAUGAUCAAAUUGUAUUUGAUCUAUAAAUAAACUACUUGAUUAAUUAUAGUUACUUCACGAUUAUUGUAAUAUGUAGGCAGGUAUGUAUUGUACACAGUACACACGUAUUAUAAAAAAAUAAUAAUUUUAACAACUUUUCUAUGUGUAACGUAAUAUAAUAUUAUUUUAAGCUUUGAAAUAUUGUGUUUUAAUAACUAGUAUGAAAAUAACUAUACACUAUAUCAUUCUUCAUUGUAUAAGUAUACUUUAUGAAUAAAAGUUUAAGAAACUUACCAAUAUUAUAAA
Aphis gossypii (cotton aphid) is the source of this 5010-nucleotide messenger RNA. RefSeq names its product high affinity cAMP-specific and IBMX-insensitive 3',5'-cyclic phosphodiesterase 8 (gene Pde8). The transcript is spliced from 20 exons. Lineage: Eukaryota; Metazoa; Arthropoda; Insecta; Hemiptera; Aphididae. Gene Ontology annotation, molecular function: 3',5'-cyclic-nucleotide phosphodiesterase activity. Gene Ontology annotation, biological process: positive regulation of ERK1 and ERK2 cascade; signal transduction. Bases 649 to 3309 code for a protein of 886 amino acids. The record is from RefSeq and is a predicted model, not a curated record.